Messenger RNA from Cokeromyces recurvatus, 609 nucleotides. RefSeq lists its product as uncharacterized. Gene Ontology annotation, molecular function: DNA-binding transcription factor activity, RNA polymerase II-specific; protein dimerization activity; RNA polymerase II cis-regulatory region sequence-specific DNA binding. NCBI's taxonomy places the organism in Eukaryota, Fungi, Mucoromycota, Mucoromycetes, Mucorales, Mucoraceae. The coding region runs from base 1 to 609 and encodes 202 amino acids. The transcript has 6 exons. The record is from RefSeq and is a predicted model, not a curated record. Gene Ontology annotation, biological process: regulation of transcription by RNA polymerase II.
AUGGGUCCUUCUGAAUUAUCGCUUCCAAAUACGAACAGUGAAGAAUCGGUCCUUUUUCCAAAACCUAAACAAAACAAUUCAUGUACAUUUUUGAAUGAAAAUAACAGUAUAUUACAUGACAAAGAAGUAGCAUAUACACCUGUUUUAUUAUCUUCACCAUUUACUACGAGAGAAAAUCAUGGCGGUAUUCAAAUUAAUUCAAAUUAUAUUCCUACAAAUUAUAUUAAAAGGAAGGCAUCGUUGCAUAAAAGAAAACAGAAUUCACUAAUACAUUGCACUACAAGCAGUUCAAUAACCAGAUCAAAGAUUAAUAAGAAGGGGCCUCAUGAACUCCUAUCUGAAGACCAGAAGAGAGCAAAUCAUAUUGCAUCUGAACAAAAACGACGAGCUAACAUACGUAUAGGAUUUGAAAAAUUAGUUGAAAUUGUUCCUACAUUAAGUUCAGGGCAUAGAAGCGAAGCAUUGAUAUUACAGAAAUCUAUUGAUCACUUAAAACAAUUGGCAGAUUUAAAAACAACAUUGAAAGCGAAGGCUCGUGAGCUACAGCUUAUAUUAGGUGAAAUACCCGAUGAAGAUAGUUCUGAAGGAGAACUAGAUAAUAAUUUUUAA